AUGGCGAUGGCGUUGAGGAGAUUUGUGAUGAGAGGUUUGGACAGUUACCGCAAAAAGUACAUCGAGAAGGACUCAAUUCAGCCUUUGUACCAUGUGCUUUACGGUGGUAUGAUUUCCUCCUACCUCAUCGCUCUUCCUUACGAGCGUCGCCGUCUUGGUUAUGAAGAAACUGAUAACGUGUUCAGAUUUGCUUUUUUAGAGGUCAAUGAUGUUCCUAGUUGGUUGGCAGUAUGA
Lathyrus sativus (Indian pea) is the source of this 234-nucleotide messenger RNA. NCBI's taxonomy places the organism in Eukaryota, Viridiplantae, Streptophyta, Magnoliopsida, Fabales, Fabaceae. The record is from the annotation of a GenBank genome assembly.